GCACUAUUGCCAGAUGAAUCUAUGGACUCUUUUACUUGGCUCCUUACAUGCCUUAAAAAAGGAAAUCCAACAUAUGAACCAGGUGUUAUUUUUUCUGAUUCUGAUCCUGCAAUAGCUGCAGCAAUUUCUAAAACUUUUGUAACAGCUUAUUACCACCUUUGUGUAUUCCAUCUUGGAAAUAAUGAAACUAUAAGCUUUAACCAUAAUGGUCAGUCUAUAAGUAAAACAUUAUUUCCAGAAAUCAUUGCAGUGUGUGAAAAAUAUCUUACACCUCAUAUAAUUGCUGAAAUAAAGCAACAAAUUCAACAAGCGCUUUGGUACCGAUGUUAUUUAUUUGAUAUUUUACAAGAACAUUGUACUAACGAUGAAUCUGAACUUACUGAUGGAUGUAUCGAAGACAAUUAUGAUGCACAACAAAUGCAUAUUAACUCUAUUUUGAGUAAUGUAUCAUAUGAUAAAAUUCAAGAAGCUUGGCGUGUUGUUAGAAUUGUGGGUUCUGGAAAUGUGCACUACAUUAUUUUACUUAAGGAUAGUUCAUUUUUAUGUACAUGUACCUGGCCAGUUAGCCGUGGAAUUGUAUGCAGGCAUUACUUUGCUGUUCUUAUAGAAUCAGAUAUGGCCAUUUUUCAUAUAUCAUUAAUAAUACAGCGAUGGUAUAAAGAUGCUUAUUUUAAUGAACCAGAAGAUACAUUCAAUAAUAUUUCAGCAAUCCGAUCACAUAAUAAUGCUCUUAAUAGGCCUAAUUCACCAAGCCAACUUAAUCAAACUAUAUUAACCAACCGAUUUGAACAACUUAACUUUAUACGUAAAGCUUCAGGAUCUAAAAAGCCUAAUAAAAAGUUUAUUCAAGAUCGCAUACGUUAUGGUAAAAGCUAUGGAUUAUUACAAACUGUUCUUACAUUGGCGAUGGAAACAGAAACUGAAGAAGAAGUAAAUAAAUGGUGUUAUCAAUUUAUACAACAAAAAAAGAAGUUAAUAAAUACUAUAGCUUCAAAUUUAAAUGAUACUGCAUUAAAUCAAGAACAAGAAAAUGAUAUCUGUAGUACGCCAGCUCAAGAACAAGAAAAUAGUAUUCAUAGUGUGCCGGUUCAAGAACAAGAAAAUAAUAUUCAGGUUACUAAUCCGAAAAUCAUUUCAGUUAAGGGCCGACCAAGUAAAAGGCAAAAGGGU
Messenger RNA from Racocetra persica, 1170 nucleotides. The record is from the annotation of a GenBank genome assembly. Lineage: Eukaryota; Fungi; Glomeromycota; Glomeromycetes; Diversisporales; Gigasporaceae.